AUGUCCACCGUCACUGAGACGCAGUCCACUCGCAGGACUCGGCGGACACAAAAGGCAAAAGCGGCCAGCAAAGAGGGCAACGGUACGAGCAAAGAGCUGGGGCAGAGCCUGCAAGACAAGUUCUUCUGGACAUACACGGAGGAGCCUCAUCGAACACGUCGGCAAGCAAUCAUCAAGGCACAUAAGGAGAUACUCCAGCUAUGUGGCCCCGAACCGCUCACAAAAUACGUGGUGGCGUUCGUCGUCUCGCUACAGAUCAUAUGUGCAUAUCUCCUCAGAAAUACUCCUUUCUUCUCAUGGACUUUUUUCCUUACAGCAUAUAUCAUUGGAGCGACAGCAAACCAGAACCUCUUCCUUGCCAUUCAUGAAAUCAGCCACAAUCUAGCCUUCCGGACAGGCAUCUACAACCGGCUCUUCGCCAUAUUCGCAAAUCUCCCCAUUGGAAUUCCAUACUCAGCAGGCUUCCGACAGUAUCAUUUGACUCACCACAAGUCUCUAGGUGUGGAUGGCGUGGAUACCGAUUUGCCUACGGCUUUGGAAGCGAUACUCCUCGACUCGGUCGCAGGAAAGGCAUUCUUCUGCACAUUUCAACUCAUAUUCUAUGCAAUUCGACCGAUGAUGGUUUACAAGAUACCAUUUGGACCGAUUCACUACUCAAAUAUUGCGGCUCAGAUAAUCUUUGACCUUGUCAUUCUCCGAUGGCUCGGCUGGAAAGCUAUGACCUAUCUUCUGCUCAGCUCCUUCCUGGCCGGAUCGCUUCAUCCAUGCGCCGCCCAUUUCAUCUCCGAGCACUAUGUUUUGGCAAAAUCGAGCUUCGAGCCAGGGAAGAUGCUGAAGGAUGUGCCCGUGCCAGAAACCUUUUCCUACUACGGCCCAUUGAAUGUACUCACCUACAAUGUGGGAUAUCACAAUGAGCAUCACGAUUUCCCGGCUAUCCCGUGGACCCGGCUGCCCCAGGUCUUCGAGAUCGCGAGGGAAUUCUAUGAACCGCUGCCAUGUCAUAGAAGCUGGCCACUGGUGCUGUGGCAAUUCAUCACGGACAAAGAAGUUGGCAUGUGGUGUAGGGUCAAGAGAGCCGAAGGCGGAAGGAUUGUGGGGGGAUGGCAAGAAGAUGAAGUGCAAGGUUGA
Molecule: messenger RNA, 1128 nt
Organism: Cladophialophora carrionii CBS 160.54
Lineage: Eukaryota; Fungi; Ascomycota; Eurotiomycetes; Chaetothyriales; Herpotrichiellaceae
Exons: 1
Coding region: 1-1128 (375 amino acids)
Biological process (GO): ceramide biosynthetic process
Cellular component (GO): membrane
Molecular function (GO): sphingolipid delta-4 desaturase activity
Source: RefSeq, a predicted model, not a curated record